Purpureocillium takamizusanense is the source of this 1457-nucleotide messenger RNA. Its product is annotated as Glycerate dehydrogenase. NCBI's taxonomy places the organism in Eukaryota, Fungi, Ascomycota, Sordariomycetes, Hypocreales, Ophiocordycipitaceae. The record is from RefSeq and is a predicted model, not a curated record. Gene Ontology annotation, molecular function: NAD binding; oxidoreductase activity, acting on the CH-OH group of donors, NAD or NADP as acceptor. The transcript has 2 exons. Bases 395 to 1300 code for a protein of 301 amino acids.
AUUUAUACAACCCCACGAUGGCAUCAUCGCCAGAUAGGUGCUCUGCCGCCCGGUCCAUUGCCAACACAACAUAUCCCGGCAAAUACAUAACGUCGUCCCGCCAUGGCACUCAAGGUUGCAGUUCUCGACGACUACCAGGGCUGCGCCAAGCAGUUCUACGACAAGCUCGACAGCUCCCAGUAUGCCGUCUCAUACUUUCCCGAUACCUUGCUGCCGUACCAGGUCGCGCCGCGCGAGGUCCAAGAUGAGCUCGUCCAGCGCCUCGAGCCCUUUGACGUUAUUGGUGCGCGCCAUCUUAUUUUCCCCCUUCUUUCUACUUCACUCACUCACUCACUCCCUCCCCUUUCCUUUCCCUCCUCUCCUCUAUAAGCAAAAUGAACCGUCGUAAUCUUCCAUGAGGGAACGCACGCCCUUCCCCGCCGAGCUCAUCCAACGCCUCCCCAACCUCAAGCUCCUACUCACCACGGGCGUGCGCAACAAGGCCAUCGACCUGCCCUCCUGCGCCGCCCGCCGCAUCCCCGUCGCCGGCGCCACCGACACCCACUCGGGCCCCCCCGACAGCACCACCGAGCACGCCGUCGCCAUGAUCCUCGGCCUCGCGCGCCGCCUCGCCCCCGGCGACGCCAACGUCAAGGCCGGCCUCUGGCAGGCGGACGGUCGCUUCGCCACCGGCCUCGCGGGCCGCACCUUUGGCGUGCUCGGCCUCGGCCGCCUCGGCGCCGCCGUCGCCCGCAUCAUGCACCUCGCCUUCGGCAUGAAGGUCGUCGCCUGGAGCACCAACCUCACCCAGCAGGCGGCCGACGAGCAGGCGCUUCGCGUCGGCCUGCCCAUCGAGCGCCCCGACGAUGGCGACGGCCGCAACGGCGGUGCUGGUGAGAAGACGUUCCGCGUCGUGAGCCGCGAGGAGCUCUUCGCCGAGGCAGACGUCGUGAGCGUGCACCUCGUCCUCUCCGACCGGACGCGCGGCAUCGUCACCGCCCGCGACCUCGCGCGGAUGAAGCCCUCGGCCUUCUUCGUCAACACGUCGCGCGGGCCGCUCGUCGUGGAGCGCGACCUGCUGGACGUGCUCAAGGCGGGCAGGAUCCGCGGUGCGGCCCUCGACGUGUUCGACCUGGAGCCGCUGCCGAGCGACAGCGAGUGGCGGAGCGCGGAAUGGGGCAGGAAUGGCACGAGCGACGUCCUGGUUGCGCCGCACAUGGGCUACGUCGAGGAGAGGUCCAUUACCGGCUUCUACAGGAAGCAGGUCGCCAACCUGGAGCGGUGGGUGGCGGGGGAACCCCUCGAGACCCUGCUCACCUAAGUACUGAGUGUCGGUGCUAUGAAUGCUAGCAGCCCGUGAGUGACCUGGGCGUCACGGCCCGUCCUGAAGUUUGAAAUUGGUGGUGUAUUGUUGAGUUCCCAAUCUCAUCUCACCAGGAUAGUUUGUCUGCACUGCCGACAAUACACUCGAAUGACUG